AUGGCUUUUUUACAAGAUGAUGAGGAUGAUUUACGUCCACCGAUGGAAACAACAAUUGAUAUGAAUGCGAUUAGAGCAAUGAGUUAUUUUCAGAAUCAAGAUUUUGAUGGUUUAAAAGUAGCGAGGAGAAAAAUGACAGAUUCACAAGCAACUGGAGAAGAACUUGAUCGAAGUAUUUCGUGUGGUUGGGAUAUGGAAACAUUUGAUAUGUUAGCAACUGUUGAGACAUUAAAAGAAGUAUCAAAACGAAUUUUAACUCGAAUUCAUAAUGUUGAAUCGCAUGCUUCAUGGUCAGGAGAAAGAGCAGCUAUUAGUCAAGUAGCAACAUUGUAUCAAAGUGAAAAUCGUGAAGUUCCAUUUUUACCGGGUCACAAAUUUGUACUUGUGCAACACAGUGUAGGAGCAUUGACUUCGGUUCUUCUUUACAUUCAACCAAAUUUUAAUAAUCAAAGUACAUCAUCAGCUAUUGAUUCUAAUUGGACAGUUAUUCGAAUAGGUGCAGCUCGAUUAAAUACUUAUCAAAUAACAACAACAAAUGUUAUAUCAUUAGGAGAAUUAUUUCAAUUAAGAAAACAAUAUCUUCUUACUGGAUUAGCUGUUGAUAUUGAUGGAAAACCUUUUCUUCGAAAAAAUGUAUCUCUUGAUGAAUUAUUAAUUGGAAAAUUAUUAGAUUUUUCUACAUUAACUUGUCCAAAUUUAACUAAAACAUGGUUUAGAUUUGUUGAAUGGACUUAUAUUUGA
Molecule: messenger RNA, 741 nt
Organism: Rotaria sp. Silwood2
Lineage: Eukaryota; Metazoa; Rotifera; Eurotatoria; Philodinida; Philodinidae
Source: the annotation of a GenBank genome assembly